AAAAGCACGCUCCACUCCGGAUAUGGCGUGCAGUACCGGCAACCACGUCACUGCAAACGUGCCCCAAGCGCUUGUUCUCGAGAGCCCCAAAUCUUAACCCGAAAGCAUGAAGUCCAUGAUCCCACUGGUUUGCAUCGCCAUCCUUGCUAGCGUGGUGUCGGCAGGGUUCUACGGCGGAUACGGUGGUUACGGCGGAUACGGAGGAGGAUAUGGCGGCGGCUACGGCGGCUAUGGAGGACACGGUGGUGGCUACGGGUACCACCCUGUAGGCCGCGUGUUUGUGUACUCGACCCAUAUCCAGCACCCGUCCUACGGUUACGGCUAUGGUGGUUAUGGUCACGGUGGUUACGGUGGUUAUGGUGGAUAUGGUUACGGACACGGCUACGGACAUGGAUACCACGGUUAAGACAGCAACUGUUGUGCCCUGUUCCUGCGAAGAUUAUUUACCUCGUGCUUAUGAGGAAGUUUUCGCAUCUUCAGGACGACCUUGUCAUCAAAUUGGGAUUGUUUAGUUGGAGAGCAAAGCUGCUUCUCGCUAAUCUCGCGGAUGGUGGGAAAACUGUGAUCUGUAAAUAAAAGUUUUCACGUA
This is a messenger RNA of Rhipicephalus sanguineus (brown dog tick), 589 nucleotides long. RefSeq names its product neuropeptide-like protein 31. The record is from RefSeq and is a predicted model, not a curated record. Bases 107 to 406 code for a protein of 99 amino acids. The transcript has 2 exons. Lineage: Eukaryota; Metazoa; Arthropoda; Arachnida; Ixodida; Ixodidae.